This is a messenger RNA of Schizosaccharomyces osmophilus, 2151 nucleotides long. RefSeq names its product pumilio family RNA-binding protein Puf3 (gene puf3). Gene Ontology annotation, biological process: nuclear-transcribed mRNA catabolic process, deadenylation-dependent decay. NCBI's taxonomy places the organism in Eukaryota, Fungi, Ascomycota, Schizosaccharomycetes, Schizosaccharomycetales, Schizosaccharomycetaceae. Gene Ontology annotation, cellular component: cytoplasm. The record is from RefSeq and is a predicted model, not a curated record. The transcript has a single exon. Gene Ontology annotation, molecular function: mRNA 3'-UTR binding. The coding region runs from base 1 to 2151 and encodes 716 amino acids.
AUGUAUGCUACUGUAAAAUCAAAUGCAAAAGCUUCUGAUGGUGUAAAUGAAAAUGCCCCUUUUCACUUUUCUUCCGGAUAUGCUAACGGCCGUCCAAGCCUAAUAUCAAACGGAUCACCUCGUGAAAACAAGCUUUCUUCGCUGUCGCCAUAUUCCCAGUCUUCUGGAAGUGAUGAUCACUCCGAUCACUCCUCAUCGUUUUUCAAUCCUUUCCCGUCUUUUCAUAAACUGUCUCUGAACCAAGAAACGACUGACGAGUGCUCUUUGAACAAUGCUCAUCCCUUUCGAAACAAACAUCUACCGAAACCGCCUCUUUCUUCUUUAACGAAUUUACAGGAUCCCGUGUUUCCUCACUACCUCGGUAAAGCCGAACCUCCAUUUCACCCCAAAAGCUUUGUUGAUUUGAAUAGCAGAAGCAGUGCCCUUAGCCAAGACACUAGCACUCCUUCAAAGGUCAAUUUGUACGGUCAGCUAGGUUCCGAUUCUGGUGUUCGCUUUCCCCAUUCUUUACAAAACUCUGUUCCGCCUUUACAGGCGGAUUUCGGCAGAACCCUUUCUAGUGGAAUUUCUCAAACACCUUCAUGCGGGAUCUUGCCUCGCCAUACUAGAGCUCGUUCUGAUUUCUGGAAACCUGUUAACCGACGUGCUGUCCGUCAUAUGUCACAUUCUUCCGUCGGCGAUAUGACAAAUAUUUCACAAACAGCUCCCUUGUCCGGAACUUUACCGAACCAUAAAGAAAAACUAGAUGUAAAUUAUCUUUCUCCUCCUAACCUGGUAAACGAGACGAAUUCGGUUUCUGUAACAUCUCCAACCCUUGCUUCUGACAUAUCACCGACCGCAAAGUCCGACCGUACUUGCGUACCUCUUCUUCCAAAUCAGUCAUUCUUCCCCGUUUCUAAGUCGACGGUAAAACGCAAUAUGUCGGAUUCCGCAAGGCCUUACGUGACUGUAAGCCCAGAUUUCCCUCCUGCAGAUGGUUUUGACAAUAUUUCAUUCGAUGAUAAAGCAACUCCAUAUUCGACCUCAAGCGUUGACGAUCAGUUGCCUAAGGAGAAUCACGGACCUUCUUAUUUUUCACAAUCCAAGUUACUGCAUGUCUUUCAUAAUAACAAAAAGAAGCGAUUUGAACUUUCUGAUAUAUUAGGAAACGUUGUUCUUUUUAGCAGUGAUCAAUUUGGCUCAAGGUUUAUACAACAGAAGUUGGCAACUUGCACUGAUGAAGAAAAAAGCGCUGUUUUCAAGGAGAUUAUUUCAAGUAAUUGCUUACAACUUAUGAUGGACAUUUUUGGAAAUUAUGUUAUACAGAAAUUUCUAGAGUACGGAACUGAUGAACAAAAGCAGCUUUUAGUUUCCAGAAUCAAGGGCCACACUUUUAUAUUAGCCGUCCACAUGUAUGGUUGCCGUGUUGUACAAAAGGCUAUAGAGCAUAUUUCUACAGAACAGCAAAUUGGAAUUAUUAGUGAAUUGGAUGGCCAUGUUUUGGAGUGUGUUUGUGACCAAAAUGGAAACCAUGUCAUUCAAAAGUCUAUUGAAUGCAUAGACUCAGAAAGGCUUGUUUUUAUUUUUGAGGCUUUGCGACCUCAAAUACACGUGUUGUCUGCUCAUCCUUAUGGUUGUCGAGUAAUUCAACGAAUUAUUGAGAAGUUCUCAUAUAAACGUCAAAUUAUUAUUAAAGAUCUUCUUCCUUAUUCUCUACAAUUGACGCAAGGUCAGUAUGGUAACUAUGUUGUUCAGCACAUAAUGAAGGAAGGUACUAAUAAGGACAAGAAGUUUGUCUUUAAUCUAAUAGCUAAAAAUUUGCUGUAUUUGAGUUGUCAUAAGUUCGCAUCGAAUGUUGUUGAGAGAUGUAUCUCUUACAUCUCAGAAGAUGAUCGUGCCUUUAUCAUCCAGAAGGUGCUAACUGAGAAAGUUGACAAUGUUAGCAUUUUAAUGUUGAUGAUGAAAGACAAGUACGCGAACUACGUGGUUCAAAGGCUUCUGGAGGCUUCAAACGAUAAAGAGCGUGAGUUGCUAAUAUCUUAUAUAUACCCACAUAUCUCAGCUCUUAAAAAAUACACUUAUGGUAAACAUCUGAUCAUGUCUGUUGAACGAUAUCGCCUUAAAUCACGUACCGAUAAUUCAAAGGAAACAAAGCACGAGAAGAGCGACUAA